This is a messenger RNA of Caenorhabditis remanei, 1515 nucleotides long. RefSeq lists its product as uncharacterized. Gene Ontology annotation, biological process: pseudouridine synthesis. Bases 1 to 1515 code for a protein of 504 amino acids. Gene Ontology annotation, molecular function: RNA binding; pseudouridine synthase activity. The transcript is spliced from 12 exons. The record is from RefSeq and is a predicted model, not a curated record. Lineage: Eukaryota; Metazoa; Nematoda; Chromadorea; Rhabditida; Rhabditidae.
AUGUCCACCACAGCCGAUUCUACAGAAACUACAGAAACCGUCGAGAAACAGAACACCGAAAAAAGCGCAGAAUCAACUGGGAAAGCGGAAAAACGAAAACGACCGGAAAACGUGGAUUUUACAGGAAGCAAAAAGAAAAAGUGGGAAGACCCGAAUAAGAAAGUGGACCCAUUGGAGGAGCUUCCUAUGAAUGUUCCGUUCAAAAUAGUCGAUGGAGUCCGUCACCUAUCUCCCUACUGGGCGUGCUACCGAACUCGCACAAAAGGGAGAUGGAUUGGUCGAAAAAUGGUCGAAGUCUUCUCCGGAGAGUUUCUUUCGACGAAUCGAAAUUAUGCAAAAAAAAUUUGGGGGUUUGAGGAUGACAUUUCUCAAGAAAUGACAAAGUUGCUCAAGCGGGGAGAAGAAGAGCUCAUCGAGCUCAUUGAAGAAGUUGUAUGCAAAUCAGGAAGAGAUUUUGCACAAUUAUGCACCUUCAUCUUUGGAAAGAAGCCGGAGAUCAAGGUCAUGGAGUAUCAAGAACUCGAGAAAAUCGCUUGCAAAAUGGGACGAAUCUAUGUGAAUGGAGAGCAGAUGACCGAUACGGACUAUGUGUUGAAGAAUGGCGAUCGAGUCGAUCAUUGGGCUCACCGGCAUGAGCAUCCGGUUCGUGAUCUCCCAAUCCGGAUAAUAAGUGACACCGACGACCUUCUUGUCGUUGAAAAACCACCAUCUCUUCCAGUACACACGUGCGGUCAAUAUGCCAUUCAUACAGUCCUCGGACAGUUGAGAGUUAACGAAGGAAUCACUGGAUUGAGAGUUCUUCACCGUCUGGAUCGUGCCACUUCUGGUGUGCUCCUCUUCGCGAAAAACUAUGAAACUGAUCUGGAAUUCAAGACGACACUGAAACAAGGAGAGUGGAGUAAAGAGUACAUUUGUAAGGUGGAUGGAGUGUUUCCAGACGAAGAACAAAUCUGCGACCAACCCAUCGGACCGCUCGUCAUUUCAAUGGGAAUUCAGUGUGUGAGGCCUGAUGGAAAAGAGGCGAAGUCGAGAUUCAAAAAACUCUGGUCGGACGGAACACAUUCGGUAGUGCAAGUUCACAUCGAAACGGGAAGAACUCAUCAGAUUCGAGUACAUUCACAAUUUCUGGGUCAUCCAAUCGUUGGCGAUCAACUCUACAAUUCGACUGUCUGGGGAUCGACAAAAGGGAAAAAUGCAGAGUAUCAGAAGAGUUUUGAGGAGCUCUGCGAAGAUGUUCGAAACACGCACAAAUCUGAAAAUUGGCACGAGAAACCGAAUCCGGAAUACGAACAACGAAUGGAGCACCUCGCCGCCGAUUCUACUGAAAUCACAACGGAAACGCCAGGACUUACUGUAGAUCAACGACCGGAAUUUGAUGAAAUUUGUCAGAAAUGCAACGUGGAAUCGAAGAAAGUGCCCGAUAAUCAUUAUCAGUUGUUCUUGCAUUGUUUGAAAUAUGAGACACCGAAAUGGUGUUUUAAAACGGAAUUGCCGGAAUGGGCGGUUCAAAAGUAA